UGUGUGGGGGGUGGCGCGGAGCGCGGCCAUGGCGGGAGUGAGGGGUAUUGUGUCGCUGGCGGCGGCCGCGUUGCUGCUCCUCGUCCUCUUCGCCGGAGAGGCGAUGAGCGGCGAGCAGCGGCGGAUGGUGGGUGCCCCGGUGGAGAUCGGCACCCCCGAGAACGACGAGGGCCUGCAGCGGGCUCUGAGCUUCGCUGUGGCGGAGUAUAACAAGGCCAGCAAUGACAUGUACUCCAGCCGCGCCGUGCGCGUCCUCAGCGCGCAAAGGCAGAUUGUGUCUGGAAUCAAGUACAUGAUGAAAGUGGAGAUUGGCCGGACAACUUGCCCAAAGCCAGCAACUGAUCUCCAGAGCUGUGCUUUGCACGAUGCACCACACAUGGCUAAGCAUUCCGUUUGUGACUUCGUAGUCUACACUGUUCCUUGGCUAAACCAAACUAAACUUCUGAAGAAUACCUGCGAGUAAGCCCACCUUGAUUCCAGCAGAGACCAGCAACCAGUUACUCAGAUUUAAAAGAAAAAAAAAAAGCAAUAACACAAACUGAGAUGGGCUUUAUCCAUGCCUAUUAACUCAACCACCUAUAUAUGCUUGUGCUAUGCAAGUUAAAAUAUGUAACUUUUACUUUAAAGCACAGUAGGAUCUCAGCUUUGGUUUUUUUCCUAAUUAUGAUUUAGAGCAGCUGUUUUGGUCUUCCUACAGCUUUCCCAAUAAAGUAACUCCAACAUCAUAAUUCUGAUUAAAAAAACUGUGUCCCUGUUAAGUGACUUCUGUAAACAUAAAAACCUAAUUUCUGUGAUGUGUGGGGUUUUUUUUCCUUCUGUUGUCUUGGAGGGAGGGUUUGAUUUUGUGACCGAGUCUAUCAUGCCUAGAGAAUAGGGUGAGAUUAAUUGUGCUACCCUGUCCUUUAACGUGGCAUCUGGUUUUGAGUAAGAGAUUGAAGUCCUUAGCUGUUUUCAUUGAAGAAGCUUUGCUUCUGAAAACACUGCAGUCUGCACCACUCUUUAUCUUAAGAGGAUUAACCAAAGCUUGUAUUAAGGCUGUGAUCAUUUCAGGUCCUGCCUGCAUUAACUCUUGUGUUGCAGCAGCCGAUCAGCUGUCUGUAUUUGUUAGCAUUUCUGGCAAAAGUUCUGGUCUUUCUUGCUUUUGAUGACACGAGUGUGCUCGGGCCAGUUUACUGGAUGAGCUGAGGUUACUGUUGGAGUUGUCUCCUGGAACCCAUGGAAUUGCUGAAGUUUUACAUGAAACUGUUAAGGCUUAAGAUAGUAAGAGUGGAAAUGUCGGUAUUGCUGCAUGAAAGGAAACCUGGGUGAGCUGCAGUUAGGGUCAGCUCCUGAACUCUGUAAGGGACGGCUGCCUGUCAUUCACACCUUGGUUCAGUAAUAGCCAUUCCAGAUAGCAGCAGUUUACACAAAAAGCUUAUUCUUUUUUCAUGUCUGAUAAAACAUUGGCUAUCUACUACUGGGUAAUAACAUUUUGGAUUAUUCAGCAGUUGAACUGUAAAGGAUUGUAUUUGAGGAAGGGUGGCCACUGAGAAUUCGGGCAUUAGAACUUCAGUUGUUUCAGAUCAAUGGAAAAAACUUGGAGACUUUCACUGCAUAGAGCACCUAAAUUUGUUGGACAGUGUGCGAUGGGCAUAAGUUAAAGAACAUGGAAAUCUUUUUGUCUGCAUUUCUACUGUCAUAUAUAUUUGUGUUCUAAAGGCAGAGUUGCUUUGGUUGAUUAAAAACAAAAUAAAAGCUCUGGUUUAGUUUA
This is a messenger RNA of Cuculus canorus (common cuckoo), 1750 nucleotides long. RefSeq names its product cystatin-like. The record is from RefSeq and is a predicted model, not a curated record. The coding region runs from base 29 to 463 and encodes 144 amino acids. The transcript is spliced from 3 exons. Gene Ontology annotation, molecular function: cysteine-type endopeptidase inhibitor activity. Lineage: Eukaryota; Metazoa; Chordata; Aves; Cuculiformes; Cuculidae.